UUUCAGUUAACGUCAUUACAUGUAGGAAGAAGAGGGAAGACACGGCUGUAGGCAAAAUGAUCGGAGAUCUUCUCAUUUUUGGCACUCUGUUAGUGAACGCUGGAGCCGUAUUAAACUUCAAACUGAAAAAGAAAGAGUCGCAGUCACAUGGGUUUGGAGAUGAAACGGGCAGAUCUAGUACAGGUGAUAACAUCAGAGAGUUCCUACUGAGCCUGAGGUACUUCCGUAUAUUCAUAGCUCUGUGGAACAUCUUCAUAAUGUUCUGCAUGAUCUUGUUAUUUGGAUCAUAACACACUACUGUGCCAUGCCAGACCUGAGACCAGUUUGAACAUAAAGGACUAUCCUCAGCCCCCUUUUUUUCUCUUUUUUUGUUUUGUUUUAAGGCAGGUGUUGGUGGGGUGGGUGUUGGUUUGUGGUGUUGGGUUAAACCUUUCCAAAAAGCACCAAGAACUGAGCAAAACAUUUGUCAGUCAUUUCUUACAUUUUACUUUCUGUCCCAGACAGUAAGACAGUCUUACAGGUCAAGUGUUUGGGACUCACACUGAUCACACUCUUUUUGUCAAUGUAAAAGUCAAACUGCCAUCUCAUCUAGAUUUGCAUGUCAGUUGAUGUGCUUGUGUUUGCAGGCCGAAGUGUUUGUGAAUAUUUGCUGCACACUUUAUUACCUAUGGAUUAAUGCAGCAGUGCAGUAAUAUAAAUUGUUGAGUUUACUCCAUUAAUUUAUGCUUUCAGUAAAUCUAAAGUUUCUCAAAAUGUUAUUUCCUGUUAACUUAGUGAGGGUAGUAGUUAAAUGUGUAAAUGAUAUCAAGAUUUUUUUUUAUAAAAUGAGACAUUUUUAACAAGUGAUGAAGUGGGCUUAAUUUUGUUUUCUUUUUGAACAAAUUCUUUCACAGUCGUCCUAAAAUGCAUAGGCCAUUGCUUUAAAUGGAUGUUUUAAGUGCAUUUUAGUCAGUUCAGAAGAAUUUUGUAAAGUUUACAGAUAACUUCACUUUUUCUUCCUUGGGAAUUAAACAAUUACCUGUAUUAAAUGUGACUUGCAUUACCUCAGCUCAUGCUAACAGGUCACUUAUCAAAAAAAAAUAAAGUAAAAAAACUGAACAUAAAUAAUGUGUUAUUAGAGUUUUGAAAUUGAACAAAUGACAUUUUAAGGUAUUGAGUGUGCUAAGCACAAAGGUAAGAUGGAAAUGAUUUGUCUAUUGUAUUUUAUUUCAGAGGGGCUUUUCCAGUUCUCUGCAGUAGUCCCAUUGUCCCAUCUCAUAGAUUAAGACAUCCCAGGAAGGGAUAAAUGUCCAAUGUAAUGUUUUCCAAAAAAGCAAAACAUUAAAAUAAAAAUGACUGCUUCAUUAAACAAAACGUAAAGCUUAAAA
Molecule: messenger RNA, 1367 nt
Organism: Pygocentrus nattereri (red-bellied piranha)
Lineage: Eukaryota; Metazoa; Chordata; Actinopteri; Characiformes; Serrasalmidae
Gene: smim7
Product: small integral membrane protein 7
Exons: 5
Coding region: 57-290 (77 amino acids)
Source: RefSeq, a predicted model, not a curated record